AUGAUCUCAAAAUUAAAGACCUUCUACCGAUCCGUCCUAUUCCAGAUCAUUAUCGUUGGCUUGGUAAGCUUUGCUGAACCGGGAAUAUGGAACGCUUUGAACAACCUUGGUGCUGGUGGGCAACAAAAGCCAUAUUUAGUCAAUGCUGCCAAUUCACUUACAUACGGUAUCAUGUCUAUCGGAUGUGCAUUGGCAGGUGGAUUAUGCAAUAGAAUUGGACUCAAAUGGACCUUGGUACUAGGUGUGAUCUUUUAUACACCUUAUGCUUCUAGCUUAUAUUGCAAUAAUCGAUUCGGAAAUGAAUGGUAUGUCUUAUUCGGUGCGGCUCUAUGUGGAAUCGGUGCCUCAAUGUUUUGGGCUUCCGAAGCAGCAAUAGGUGUAGGCUAUCCUAGUGAAGAUCAACGUGGAAGAAUGGUGGCAAUUUGGCUGGGAAUUCGUAACCUUGCUCCGUUGAUUGGAGGAUCGAUUUCACUCGCAGUAAAUGUCAAAGGAACACAAGCAGGAAAAGUGUCCUAUAAUACCUAUCUAGCAUUGAUUGGCCUUCAAUGUUUAGGUCUACCAUUUGCUCUGUUACUCAGUCCUACCGAAAAAGUUCGCAGACCAGACGGCACCCCAAUUCCACAUUUAAAAGGCAAACAAACUUCAUUCAAACAGGAAUUGCGUGAAAUUUUCAAGACGCUAAAAUUACCUCAUAUGGUCCUUCUCAUUCCAAUCUUUAUCAGCGGAAUCUGGGGGACAACAUAUCUUUCAAAUUACCUCACUCACUAUUUUUCCGUCCGUUCAAGGUCUCUGGCUGCACUUUUGACAGCAGUUGCCAAUAUUAUCGGGGAUGUCUUUAUUGGCUUUCUUACCGAUACGAAGACGUUAGGCAAUCAAGCUAAAAGGGCAAGAUUUACAUGGUUGUUUUUUGCAAUUCUGACAACCUCUUUAUGGAUCUGGCAAACGAUCACGCAAGUUCACUUUACCCGAAAUCCCCAAGCUGUGGGUUGGGAGGGAAGUACAGGUAGAUUCAAUAAUGCAUUUGCCGUUUUCAUUCUUUGGAAGUUUGCAUAUGAAUCUCAAACGGUAUUCUUGUAUUGGCUAGUAGGCACUUAUCCUGUACAAGAUGGAUCGAUGCCAAGAAUCGUGGGCGUUUUGCGUACUUUUGAAUCUAUUGGCAGCUGUUUAAGUUAUGCAGUAGGUGCAACUCACUGGGCAAAUCUGAACCAAUGCAUUCUUUCGUUCGCAUUGUGGAUGGCUUGCUUGAUUCCUACCACUUUGGCCGUUUUGCGUGUUCCAAGUUCUGAGCAAACGGAAAAAUCAAGCAUAGAACAAGGAAGUGAAGAUAAUGAAAGCGGCAAGCAUGUUGUAGAAAAGGUGUGA
Meira miltonrushii is the source of this 1362-nucleotide messenger RNA. RefSeq names its product MFS general substrate transporter. Bases 1 to 1362 code for a protein of 453 amino acids. The record is from RefSeq and is a predicted model, not a curated record. The transcript has 2 exons. Lineage: Eukaryota; Fungi; Basidiomycota; Exobasidiomycetes; Exobasidiales; Brachybasidiaceae.